AUGGUUCUAAAAUAUACAAUUUUAUUUUUGGCGGCUCUAGUUUUGAAGGGUUCUGCCGUGCCACGUAAUGGAGUAUUGGACUUGGAAGCAUAUCUCGAUGAACUAGACAGCUCCAACUCCCAAGAACGUAUAGUGGGCGGUAAUAAUGUCAACGCUGACGAAUACAUACCCUAUCAAAUUUCCAUGCAAUUUAAAAGAAAAAAUGGUCAAUAUGGUCAUUUUUGUGGUGGCUCAGUUAUAUCGCCCAAUCGUAUACUUACCGCUGCUCACUGUGUUAAUGGUCAAGAUCCAGCCAAAAUUUCGGUUGUCGGCGGUAUAAAUAAUCUUAAUGAUAAAUCGGGUACAAGAAGUCAAGUCAAAUCAUUUGAAAUGCACGAAAACUACAUGGAACUAGUAACUAGCGAUAUUGCUAUUUUAACUAUUGAACCAGCUUUUGAAAUCGAUAGUAAGCGUAUUGAUGUCAUCGAUGUUUUCGACUAUGAGCCAGUGGGUGAAAAACAAGAAGUCUUAUUAACUGGCUGGGGCUCUGUACAUCAUUUCGGUAAUGGUAUUUUGGCUCGUUAUCCUAAGGAAUUACAAAAAUUGGAAUAUCGCACAAUAUCGAAUGAAAGAUGCAAGAGAACCAUGCAGCAACUGACAGAAACUGAAAUUUGUGCCUUGGAACGUUUUGGAAAAGGAGCUUGUAAUGGUGAUUCCGGUGGUCCUUUGGUAAUGAAUAAAGACGGCAAACUUAAGCAGGUUGGUGUAGUUUCUUAUGGUACCGCUUUCUGUGCCUCCAAUAGUCCAGAUGUUUAUACACGCGUCAGCCAAUUUUUCGAUUGGAUCAAAGAGCGUAUGGCUUAAUGCUUGAUCUAUAUUAAAUCCACAUUUGUUUCUUGUUAUUUGUUAAUAAAAAAAAAAAAUUUAAAUACCACGAAAGAACAUUAAAAACAUAAUCAAAAAGAA
This is a messenger RNA of Calliphora vicina (urban bluebottle blowfly), 945 nucleotides long. RefSeq names its product chymotrypsin-1-like. The transcript has 3 exons. The record is from RefSeq and is a predicted model, not a curated record. Gene Ontology annotation, biological process: proteolysis. Gene Ontology annotation, molecular function: serine-type endopeptidase activity. NCBI's taxonomy places the organism in Eukaryota, Metazoa, Arthropoda, Insecta, Diptera, Calliphoridae. Bases 1 to 843 code for a protein of 280 amino acids.